This is a messenger RNA of Formica exsecta, 3524 nucleotides long. RefSeq names its product sodium- and chloride-dependent GABA transporter ine-like (gene ine). The transcript is spliced from 13 exons. Bases 444 to 3101 code for a protein of 885 amino acids. NCBI's taxonomy places the organism in Eukaryota, Metazoa, Arthropoda, Insecta, Hymenoptera, Formicidae. The record is from RefSeq and is a predicted model, not a curated record. Gene Ontology annotation, biological process: sodium ion transmembrane transport. Gene Ontology annotation, cellular component: membrane.
GACGGCGCUGACAUCGCAGUGUUUGGUAUCAUAAAUGUAUGCGUGCUCGUGCGUGUGAGUCACGAUUCGCGGGUGAUCACGACGCACGGGCGCACACACAAAUCUGGAUCGUCGUGAAACGCGGGUUCACGACGGUUAUCGUCGAUGUUUCGCAGUCCGAAGACGAUCUCGCGCUCGCUCGGAGAAAGAAACAGAGAAAAAAAGAGUGAGAGGAAAAGAAUAAAAGUGAAAGUGCAUAGAUAACAAAUACGCGAUCUCUUUACGCAUUGUAGACGAUAAUACACGUGUACAUAUUUGUAUGUAUGUAUGUGUGUGUGUAUAUUUAUGCGCGUAUCGGUCUCAUUAUCACUCGAAUGAUACGUAGAUGAAUUUUGCUCGGCUCGUUGGGACGCGCCCGAUCCGUUCGAGGCACGCUGCGAUCUGACAGAGGUCGUCAUGCGAUCAUGAACACCGAGAGUGGCAAUAACGACAGCGGCGUCAGCGGCAGCGUCAGUGACGAACCGGGCGACAGCGGCAAACCCGUCCUGCUGAGGCACGGCAAUGUCAUUCACAAGUUCCGCGGCGGCAAGCAAGACGCGAACUGCGUGCGUAAAAUGAGCGCGAUGCCGGAGGAGGAGGACAUCAUGUCCGACGACACGGAGCCGAUCAGGAUCGGCGGUCAUCGGAAAUAUUCCGAGAACGGCUCCGCCGAGUGGUCCUCGGAGGAGAGAGGUCAUUUACUGAAUUCCGCCGUACGUAGGGUCAUUGUCGCGCCUACGGUGGGAACGAACAACGUCGUGAGAAAAACGAUCGCGAGUCGCGAUGACAGUCCUGAGAGCGUGGUUCGGAACAGCGGUCAUCGGUGGCCGCGAUCUCGGCCACUGUUGAUCGACCAGGCCGAGUCCGGAUCGAGCUCGGGUCGUGACAACGGAAUCCCGCAGAGUCCCGGUGGACUGAGCCUCAGGAGCAUCGAUCAGCCGUACCUGAUACGACAUCAUCAUUGUCUUAACGCGCGUUCGCCGAGGAUCUCCAACGCCGUCAUGGACGAGAGCCCGCAGCGCUGUUCCUGCUGUCACCAUUCGUCGCCCACCUGGUCCUCCAACCUGUACACCGAGUUCAACGGGAAUCAUCAAGUUCCCCGCUCGUUUCCCGACACAAUCUCGAUCAAGUCCCUGGCGUCGAUCGGCCUGGGCUCUUCCGACGGCCGGAAGCUGACAAUACGUAGAGUUCCCACUUCGCCGUCGGAGCUGCUUAACGUGGUACAUCCGCCGCCUUUCGAGGACGAUCUUUCCACGUGUGCCAGCUUUGACGAUGGAGAUGCGGACGAUUCUGGUGAUUAUCGGCAACCCAGAAGGCCCCAUUGGGCGAAUAAAAUGCAAUUUGUGUUGGCCUGCAUAGGCUACUCCGUCGGUCUCGGUAACCUCUGGAGAUUUCCUUAUCUAUGCUACAAAAGUGGCGGCGGUGUGUUCCUCGUGCCUUACUUUUUAAUACUCGUAGUAUGCGGAGUACCACUACUGUACAUGGAACUCAGCAUCGGACAGUUCACUCGUCGCGGCCCAAUCGGCGCUCUGGGUCAAGUGUGUCCGUUAUUGAAAGGAGCUGGUUUGUCGUCAGUCGUGAUAUCAUUUCUGAUAUCAACCUACCAUAAUGUGAUAAUAGCCUACGCAAUUUACUAUUUCUUUGCGGCAUUCCGAGCGGAUCAGCCGUGGUCGCGUUGUGACAACUCGUGGAAUUCGCCACGCUGUUGGUUGCCCAGUUACGGACCCAUCGAUAAUCGAACUCGACCAAAUUUGACAAGGACACCGUCCGAGGAUUUCUUCGACAAGAAAGUCCUGCAAAUUAGUAGCGGCAUCGAAGAACCAGGGAUCUUGAGAUGGGAACUUGCGGCGUGCUUGAUAACCGCGUGGAUCAUGGUAUAUUUUUCCAUUUGGAAAUCCAUCAAGUCGUCAGCGCGCGUAAGGUAUCUCACAGCAACGUUACCUUUCCUCCUGAUCAUCGUCUUCCUCACGCGUUCCCUCACCCUGGAGGGAGCCGCGAAAGGUCUGCGAUUCUUUUUUCAUCCACGCUGGGAAUUGCUCGGCGAUGCCAAGGUCUGGAUAAAUGCUGCAGCACAAGUCUUCAAUUCUGUAGGUAUUGCUUUCGGAUCGAUGAUAUGUUUCGCGAGUUACAACAGAUUUCACAACACGGUCUUGGUAGAUACCAUCGCUGUUUCGCUGAUAAACGCCUUGAGCAGUCUAGUAGUUGGGAUAUUCUCUUUCGCCACGAUCGGCAAUAUAGCGCUGGAGCAAAACAUGUCCGUCGAAGAUGUCCUGACUGACGGACCUGGUCUAGUCUUCGUCAUCUAUCCGCAAGCGCUAGGCAAGAUGCCAGCUUCUCAAUUCUGGGCUGUACUAUUUUUCUUCAUGCUGGUCUGCCUUUCGUUGAACAGUCAAUUUGCCGUUGUUGAAGUGGUCGUUACGUCGAUCCAAGAUGGUUUCCCAAAGUGGGUGAAGCGUCAUCUUCUCUGUCACGAAGUGUUGGUUCUUCUCAUAUGCGUCGUCUCGUUCUUAUUCGGAUUGCCGAAUGUCACACAGGGUGGUAUUUAUUUCUUCCAACUGAUAGAUCAUUACGCCGCGUCGAUAUCCAUUAUGUUUUUGGCGUUCUUCGAGGUAAUCGCUAUCUCUUGGCUUUACGGCGUGCGGCGACUGUGCAAUAACGUUAAAGAAAUGACCGGACACAUGCCCUCGAUGUACUUUCGGUUCUGUUGGUUCUUCGCUGCACCUCUACUCAUAAUGGCUGUAUGGGUAUUCAGCUUAAUUGAUUACGAGCCACCGACCUACCACAACGGUGACUACACGUAUCCAUGGUGGGCAGAGGCGAUCGGAUGGGGCAUCGCGUCUCUCUCCUUAAUUUGCAUUCCCGCUUUUGCCGUUUACGUAUUUGUCCGAGCGGAUGGUGUCACGUUCGCCGAGAGACUCAAGAAUUCCAUUAAGCCGCAUUUCGAAGCGUGCAAAGUUUGCGGUCAGGAAUACUGCAUGGAGCCUAUGCACAAUCUGGAGGAGGACAUUCUCAAGGAACCUCAAACAGACAUGAAUACUUCCAUACAAUUAAAUUCACAUUAUCUACUAAAGCCUCAGAUGUGAUAACGUAAUGCAUAAGAGCAAUUAAAUUUUCAUAAUUACAAUUAACUCGUGUCCACAAGUCAAAAUUGUUCUGAGGAAUAAUUAUUUAACAUCGUUUUAUUUUCAAAUAUCGUUUUAUUCUUAUCAUAAAUUAUUUUUAUCACGAAUCAUUACACCAGUUGCGCGGCAAUUAACAUUCCACUAUUUAUACUCGUUACAAAGGAUAGCAAUUACUUGCAAAAGAGUCAUUAAGAUAGAAUUAUAUGCUAACGUGUGUUAUUACACUUAUUGUAUAAACUAUUGUUCUUUGCGCCAUUGCCAUGUGAUAGAGAUUAUAGACCAGCACUGAUUCAAAGUAGGAUCCUAUUCCUGUAUAUAUCGCAAUCGAUACGUGUAUAACAUUGUUAAUCAUAUAAUUUUAAUAAAUUAUGUAUUGUCCAAGAA